UUAUUUUUGUUGCUAAAAAAUUAUUUUUAUUAAUUUGAAAUUUGAACCUAAAUUCCCAAAAUAAUGGCCGAUGAUGACGAUAAACCCAAAAAACAUACUUUGGAAUCAUUAUUUCAUUUGUAUGCCAAUUACAAUGUUAUUAACUUCGAUUUAGAUAAUGUGGACUAUGAUUGUAUAUUGCUGUCACAAAUUGACUAUUGGCUGGAGCAGGCUAAACUAUUAAAGACAACAUUUAGCUUAACGGAGACGGGCUUAACCUACAUGAAAUUUAAAAAAUGGCGUUUAGACUAUGAGGAAUUUCAGGAGUUUUUAGAAUUUUUAUGUGCGGACAAAGAUAUUACGGUAGAUGAUGUUAAAGGGUUGUUAUUGGAGGCAGGAGUGCCGGGAGCGGGGCGGUGAUACAGUGGUGGUGGUGAAAUAGUGAUUUAUUUUCUUCAAAUUUGUAUACUUUUAAAAAUGUUGAAAUAAAUUCACAAGUUUUUUUUUUUCAAGGGUAAUAUUUACCAGGUUUUUAUGAAGGAAAAACAUAUCCAUUGUUAGGUGUUUUUUUAUAAUCUUAUAUUUCUUUAUUUACAAUAAAUGGUAUCGUAAUUGUAAUAAUAAUCGAUCUAAAUAUAAUUUAAAUGU
Messenger RNA from Lucilia sericata (common green bottle fly), 627 nucleotides. RefSeq lists its product as uncharacterized. NCBI's taxonomy places the organism in Eukaryota, Metazoa, Arthropoda, Insecta, Diptera, Calliphoridae. Bases 64 to 399 code for a protein of 111 amino acids. The transcript has 2 exons. The record is from RefSeq and is a predicted model, not a curated record.